UCAGAUGACAUUCAGCAGCAGUGCAUAUUUACUCUCGCGUUUCAGUUUGUCGUGUUGUGUUUCUCGAAUUGUUCAUAAAAUUUUAUGUAAAACCAUCGCAAAAUGAUAGUCACCGACGUGGGCGAUGUGAAAAUCUAUAAUCUGAGCGCCGGUAAAGCGCUACCUGAUUGGUUGUCGGAUCAGAAACGGCGCGAGGCACAGCGAAAAAAUGUCGACAUCAACCGGCGAAUCGAGUUGAUACAGGAUUUCGAUAUGCCGUGUGUGGCUACCAGUAUCGAACUAUCACCCGAUGGACAGUACAUUCUAGCAACCGGAACGUACAAACCCCGGGUCAAGUGUUACGAUGUGAACAAUCUGUCGCUGAAAUUCGAACGAUGUUUCGAUUCGGAAGUGGUUAAGUUUAAAAUAUUGAGUGAAGAUUACAGUAAAAUUGCGUUCCUGCAAGCCGAUCGGUAUGUGGAAUUUCAUGCAGCACACGGAAGACACUACCGGUUACGGAUACCGCGCUUCGGUCGGGAUCUGGACUAUCACAAACCGUCGUGUGAUUUGUUUCUCGUAGGAGCUUCGUCGGAAAUCUAUCGAUUGAACACCGAAAGAGGACAGUUUUUGCAACCCUACGUCACUUCUGGUAGUAGUAUUAAUGCUUGUGAAGUAAACUCGGAGCACCAUCUGCUGUGUGUGGGAACACAGGAAGGUAUCGUCGAAGCGUGGGACCCACGGGACAAGAAACGUUGUGGCACAUUGGAUGUUGCGUUAAAUAUCCAAAACAAUACGAAACUUACGGCGGUUUCAGCGUUAAAGUUUAAAAAUGGUUUACAUAUGGCCGUGGGGACAGCUUCCGGUCACGUUCUGUUGUACGAUAUUCGAGCGAAGGAACCACUAUUAGUGAAAGAUCACCUCAACGAUUUGUGUGUUAAAAAAAUUGCAUUCAACAAAGAACAGAAUGUCGUUUGUUCCUUGGAUAAUGCAAUGUUGAAAAUCUGGAACGAAAAUACUGGGAAACAAGUUGCCUACAUUGAAUCGAACAGUAAUUUUAAUGAUUUCACAACUUCUCCAAAAAGUGGUCUAUUUUUCUUCGCCCAAGAAGAUACAAGAAUGAUGAGCUAUUAUAUUCCUAGUUUGGGACCUGCUCCACGUUGGUGCUCGUUUUUGGAUAAUCUAACCGAAGAAAUUGAAUCGGAAAAUGUGCAGAAUAUCUACGAUGAUUACAAAUUUAUUACCAAACAAGAGUUGGCUGAUCUUGGAUUGAUCCAUCUGGAAGGAACCAACAUGCUGCGGGCGUAUAUGCAUGGCUACUUCAUCGAUAUCCGGUUGUACAACAAGGCAAAGGCCCUCGCGGAUCCGUUUGCGUUCGAUCGCUAUCGCAAAGAGAAGAUUGCCAAACAAAUCGAACAGUCCCGUCCGGCCCGAUUGCAACUGAAAACGAAACUGCCGAAGGUUAACGCUGAGCUGGCUGAAAAACUACUGACCGAACAAGAGUUGGGUAGUGGAAAGCUAAAAUCGGCCGCCAGUGGUUUACUAGCCGACGACCGGUUCAAGGGUAUGUUCGAGAAUCCUGACUUCGAGGUAGACAAAACGUCACACGCAUACCGAUUGUUGAAUCCCGUGCUCACCCGGUUGGACAAGUCUCAUUCGAAAAAACUGAAGCAACAAGAACAGUUAGCGCUGGCAGCUGCCGAGAAGGAAGCUGCCGGUGAAGAAGCUAGCACCGACGGGGAUUUGUUUAGUGAACGGGACGCGAGUUCGGAUGAUGAUGAUCAAACAUGGACGAAGGAUGUUAAGAAAGAAUAUAAAAAAAUUAGACAAGAAAUGAGACGUGAACCGGAGGACAACGAGGCGGAUGACGAUGGUGAUAAUGAUGCUCCGAGGUUCCAGGUUCAGGAGAAGGAUGAUUUUAACGUCAUUCAUCGGACAGCCAAAAUGAGUCGGGCUGGUCUUGGUAAGCGUUUGGCCGCUAGUAAGCCAGCAGAGGUGAAAACCAUCGGAGGGCUUGGCAACUGUCAGAUGACAUUCACUACGGGGAAAAAGCGACAGCACGUGGACAGAAAACGUCAGGCAGAGCUGAAGAAACACCGCGAAGAACGUAAACGAGUGAUACGACCGACCACUAGUUUGAGGUCGAAAAAGAGGCACAAGUAAUUCUAUUUUUUGUUGUUGGAAUAAAAUUUUUCAAUAAGUUUAGGAAA
This is a messenger RNA of Malaya genurostris, 2186 nucleotides long. It is a transcript of the gene l(2)34Fd, whose product is annotated as nucleolar protein 10. Gene Ontology annotation, biological process: maturation of SSU-rRNA from tricistronic rRNA transcript (SSU-rRNA, 5.8S rRNA, LSU-rRNA). The coding region runs from base 103 to 2139 and encodes 678 amino acids. The record is from RefSeq and is a predicted model, not a curated record. The transcript has a single exon. Gene Ontology annotation, molecular function: protein binding. Gene Ontology annotation, cellular component: 90S preribosome; nucleolus; small-subunit processome. Lineage: Eukaryota; Metazoa; Arthropoda; Insecta; Diptera; Culicidae.